UUUUAAGUUUUAUUAAUUGUCAUUAACAACACCCAGUGCGUAGGAAAUGGCAGAGUGAUUUGUUAGAGGUUCUUUUCUUCAGGAAGUGUAAACCUUCAAUUAUUCACAGAAGUGAUAAAAUAGCUGUGAUUUUAGUGUUAAUGUAUUAUAGGAUUGUUUUUCUAUCUAUUCAGCAAUAAGAUUCAAUUUGAAAUAGACUGAGCUUUUGACAUUCGUUCAAAGUUUGUAUCGCGUUUGAAUUUGAGGUUGGUUACGGAUCUUCUUCAUUGAUUCAUUUGGGGACAGUCAAUGUUUUGAUAUUCAUAUCAUUUCUAAUCAGUAAGUUUUAUAAUUCUAACAUAUAUUGUGGCUGUGAAUAAUUAAUUCUUGGAAUUAACAAAUUACCAAGGUCUCGUCAUGAGGUAUGCUCAAUUGGUUAUGGGCCCUGCUGGCAGUGGUAAAUCUACUUACUGUUCGAAUCUGGUAAAACAUGCAGAAGACUCCAGAAAAGUUAUUAAUGUGGUCAAUAUUGAUCCUGCAGCUGAAUACUUUGACUACGAACCGUUGGCUGACAUAAGAGAGUUGAUUCACGUCGACGAUGCAAUGGAAGAUGAAGACAUGAAAUUUGGGCCAAAUGGAGGUUUGGUUUUCUGCAUGGAAUACCUCUUGGAAAAUUCAGAUUGGCUCAAAGAGCAGUUAGGAGAAGAUGUUGACGACGACUACAUCCUUUUUGAUUGUCCUGGACAAAUUGAACUCUACACACAUAUGCAGACCAUUCGUCAACUUACUGAUCUAUUGAAAAACUGGAACUUCAACAUUUGUGCGGUGUUUCUUGUUGAUGCUCAAUUCAUGGUUGAUGGACCAAAAUUCCUCUCAGGUACAAUGGCAGCACUGUCAGUAAUGGUGAAUCUUGAACUGCCCCAUGUGAACAUUCUAACCAAAAUGGAUUUGCUUAGUAAAUCAGCGCGUAGCAAGUUGGAUAAUUAUCUAGAUCCUGAUCCUCAAUACCUGCUCACUGAUAUUGAAGCUACUCAUUCCAAGUGGGGGCGCAAUCAUCAUCGUCUUUCUGAAGCUAUUGGACGUAUUAUUGAGGACUUCAGCCUGGUGAGGUUUAUUCCUCUUGAUCUUCGUGAUGAUGAGAAUGUAGCCGAUGUCAUGAUGACCAUUGACAACAUCCUGCAAUAUGGUGAAGAUGCUGAUGUCAAGACCAAGGACUUCGAAUACCCCGAUGAGAACGACAGAGAGGAUAGCUUCAGCUGAAUAAUAAACUUUGAAAUUUUGCUUUGUAUUUUGGGACUGAUGUGUUGUUUUUAUUUGACUUUCAUGCUGGGUCUAUACGAUGGCAGCAUCAAUUGAUCCCAUUAUUGUUGUAUUUUAGUUUUAUCAAUAUUAAUUUGUCACACUGCA
This is a messenger RNA of Nilaparvata lugens (brown planthopper), 1386 nucleotides long. RefSeq names its product GPN-loop GTPase 3. Lineage: Eukaryota; Metazoa; Arthropoda; Insecta; Hemiptera; Delphacidae. Gene Ontology annotation, molecular function: GTPase activity. The transcript has a single exon. The coding region runs from base 397 to 1239 and encodes 280 amino acids. The record is from RefSeq and is a predicted model, not a curated record.